Messenger RNA from Xylona heveae TC161, 1887 nucleotides. Its product is annotated as DEAD/DEAH box RNA helicase. Gene Ontology annotation, cellular component: nucleus. The coding region runs from base 1 to 1887 and encodes 628 amino acids. NCBI's taxonomy places the organism in Eukaryota, Fungi, Ascomycota, Xylonomycetes, Xylonales, Xylonaceae. The transcript has 10 exons. The record is from RefSeq and is a predicted model, not a curated record. Gene Ontology annotation, molecular function: RNA helicase activity; ATP binding; RNA binding.
AUGUCUGACCCCGACAAAGAUGGUGCCUUUGGCACUGCUGCUAUUAACAAUGCUCUGAAGGAUGUUGUCAAUUCGCAAUCUGAUGCUGGUCAGACGGACAAGCCCCCCAAGCCGUCUGGCUGGGUCGAAAAAUCCGGCUACAAUUACGCUGCCUAUAAUGCUUCUACUCGCGAGGAGCGUGAAGCUGCCCAAAGCUCCGGAGCAACAGAGGACGGACCUGCCUGGGCUGCCAAUGCCGUCAAGUACGAAUGGUCUGACGAAUAUGGAGAUGUCGGCCCAGCCCAUCCGGAGCUUGAAAAGCAGCUUUUCCAAGAUGAAAACAUAAUGCGUAUUGGAAAUGACAUUUUGAACAUUCAAGAAAUUGAAGUCACUCAAGAGGGUGAAAUGCGCAUCAGGCCGGUCCGAAAGUUUGAGGAUGCAGGCCUUCACCCUAUCAUGCUUCAAAAUGUUUCACUUUGCAGAUAUGAAGCGCCCACUCCGAUCCAAGCCUACUGCCUCCCGGCGAUUCUUAAAGGACAGGACGUUAUUGCCUGUGCUCAGACUGGUUCCGGAAAAACUGCAGCGUUCCUCAUCCCAACCUUGUCAAAAUUGAUGGGAAAAGCUAAAAGACUCGCGGCUCCCCGACCUAAUGUCGCAGCUGGGUUUGAUCCUAGAACCGAUGCCGUCAGAGCUGAGCCUCUUAUUCUCGUUGUUGCACCGAGUCGUGAGCUUGCUACCCAAAUCUUUGACGAGGCUCGCCGUUUGUGCUACCGCUCCAUGCUACGCCCUUGCGUUGUUUAUGGAGGUGGCCCGGUUCACGAGCAGAGGAUCGAGUUGCAGAAGGGUUGUGACGUCCUAAUUGCUACGCCGGGACGUCUAUGUGACUUUAUGGAGAAGCCUCAUAUUCUGUCACUUCGGCGCGUCAGGUACACCAUCAUUGAUGAAGCAGAUGAGAUGCUGAAUGCCGACUGGGACGAAGAACUCAAGAAGAUUAUGUCAGGUGGAGAUACCAAUGAGGACGCGGACCAUGUAUACAUGAUGUUUUCGGCGACUUUCCCGAAGGGAGCCCGUGAGCUUGCUCGCCAGUUCAUGGCUCUCGAUCACGUCCGAAUCCGAGUUGGCCGCGCGGGUAGUACCCAUAUCAAUGUUCAGCAAACAGUAAUCUGGGUUGACGAGGAUAAGAAGAAGCAGGCGCUUUAUGACCUCCUUUCUUCUAUGCCUCCUGCCCGCACUCUGAUUUUCGUCAACUCGAAACGUCAAGCCGACUUUAUCGAUGAUUAUCUCUACAAUCUUGAUUUGCCGAGCACCUCUAUUCAUGCGGAUCGUACUCAACGUGAGCGUGAGGAUGCUAUUCGGGCCUUCCGUUCGGGAAAAUGUCCUAUCUUGGUGGCAACUGGCGUCACAGCUCGCGGAAUUGAUAUUCGUAAUGUGAUGCACGUUAUCAAUUUCGACUUGCCCAGCACUGCCUAUGGUGGAAUUGACGAAUAUAUUCAUCGUAUUGGCCGUACUGCUCGCAUUGGCAACCGUGGGCUUGCGACUUCAUUUUUCAACGACAGAAAUGAGGAUAUUGCCGACGUUCUCGUCAAAGUUCUUCUUGAGGCAAAGCAAGAGAUUCCAGAUUUUUUGCAAGGCAAAGUCCCGGAAGGAGGCGCCGAAGCCAUCACUUUUGAUGACGACACUGAUAACGAAGGUGAUGAUCAGACUGCCACUGGCUGGGGCGAGACCGCUUCCGCGCAGAAGACCGAGACCGCUCCAGCUGCUGCUGAUAGCGGUUGGGAAAAUCCCGAACCUACCAAGACUGACGCAAAAGCUAAUGAUGGUUGGGGGAAACCCGAGCCUGCUAAGGCCGAUGCCAGUGAAUGGCAAUCCGCUUCUAAUGACGAUUGGCAAAGUGGCGCUGCCUGGUAA